Molecule: messenger RNA, 3348 nt
Organism: Hemicordylus capensis (graceful crag lizard)
Lineage: Eukaryota; Metazoa; Chordata; Lepidosauria; Squamata; Cordylidae
Gene: NATD1
Product: N-acetyltransferase domain containing 1
Exons: 3
Coding region: 216-548 (110 amino acids)
Source: RefSeq, a predicted model, not a curated record
CGGCUGCUGCUGCUCUGUGUCAGUCCGUUUCAGCAGGAGAUUAGGAUGGCUCUCCGUGGCCGCUGCUGGCCCGCGCUCUUCCCCCGCGGAAGUUAAUCUGGGGCGGAGGCGGGAGGAGAGGGGAACCCCCUCGGGCUUGCAGCGAGGUGGGGAGCCUCGGCGGCGGGCGCGCAAAAAGAGCCCAGGCAGGGGCGAGCCCGUGUGGCUGGCUCAUCAUGGCCCAGCCCGCCCAGCUGAACCUCCUGGAGCCUGGCUGCCCCAUCGAGGUGGAGCACGAUCGGAAGAGGAGGCAGUUCACCGUCAGGCUGAAUGGUUGUCACGACAAAGCAGUCCUGCUGUAUGAGUAUGUGGGGAAGAGGAUAGUGGACUUACAGCACACAGAAGUACCUGAUGCCUACAGAGGAAGAGGAAUAGCCAAGCACUUGGCAAAGGCAGCUUUGGAUUUUGUGGUCGAAGAGGACUUGAAAGCUCACCUGACAUGUUGGUACAUUCAGAAAUACGUCAAGGAGAACCCUCUGCCUCAGUACCUGGAGCGUUUGCAGUCUUAAUGCAGGAAAAACUGUGCACACCUGCCUGCCUGCCUGGACACUAGGAAGCCCUCUCCUGACUGUCCAGCACCUACCUUUGCUCCUGUGCUCUUUGGGGAAGCCCAAACUGCACAAGACGUGCUCAGAAUUCUUAUUUUUAUAACCACAAAUGUGGGACUCCUCCACAAUGCUUCCAUCUGCCCUUGGGGCCCUUCCAACAGCUUGGCUGACCUGGGAUCCAUUGUUUACCUUGGCCUUCUUCUCUUGGAAGGAACCCAUCGGGUGUAAAACGAGGUUUUCUGUUGGCUUUGUUGGCUCAUGUCAAUACCAAGGGGGAGAGGCGGUCUCCUUCGACAGAGUACUACCUGACAGGGCCCUCUCUUUCUUCCCAGGGAAUAAGCAGUCAGUGAAACCAUCUUGAGAACAUGCCACCAGCCUGCUUGCCAUCCCCAAGCGGAGUUGAAAAAGCUGGAAAACUACAAUCCUGAGGUAGCAGGGAGUAGUUGAGAUGGUCUUUGGAAGCACAUUUCAGCAUGGGGAGAGGAACUGAACAAUGCAGAAUAAACCAUGGCCAUUGCAUGGGCUGGAAACCCAUGGGAGGGAUUUCCAGGUACAAAUGCAGUAAAUGUUGCUUCAGAGGCAAGAAGACAGUAUCUCCUGCAGAAAAAGUCACUGAGUGAGAAAUUUUGAACAGGUGUCCGGCCCACACACAGGCAUGAUCUCGGUUCAUUGCAGCUACUGUGCAAAGCUGGAAGAGCAACCCGGUGAUCUAUUGGUCUGGGAUGGAAGUCUGCCGCAGAUUUGAGGAGGGAAGGGUCUGUUCGUUUGUGUUUCGUAAUGUGGGCUCUCCAAGUGGAGGACAUUUCCUGUCGAGUGGGAGAAGCAAUAACGCAUCUGGGAAUUUGGGGUGGGGAGAGGAAGGAAGGAAAUGGUGAGGUGGAGGGAGCUGGUGAGGUCAACGGAUCUUGGGCAUUUAGCAAUAGGGAAAGUCCACCACUCUCCUCCACCAGUUCUCUGGUUCCUGAUGGACAGAAGAUUUGCUGCCUUCUAUGUCUUAUGCCCAUACACUUUCCUCUUUGUAGCUAAUAGCGGUGUGUGUGUGUGGGGGGGGUGGAAUUUAAGCAGAAUGAAUAGACACUUUUCCUGCACCCACAGCUUCAACUCCAAUGCUCUCCCUUGGUCCAGUGCAACUACUCUGUUUGGAGAAAGGAGAAACAGGCUGCAUUCCAGUUGUGGAAUUCCCAUAUUACAUCUGGCCUACCCCUGACAUAACCAGGUGAAUGCUCUCAAAGGAAGACUUAACUGAUUCCUUGGCUUGCACUACAGACACAAUGGAGGUGUGUCUGUCGGGAUAUUUUUUGUGUGCUUUGAAUUCUAACCUGGGCGGGGGCUGUUGAUGCCAUGUGGUGACAUGGCAUAACGAUAGCAGAGUCUAGACCCUCUUCUGGGCCUUCCGACUUCUGGGCACCACCCUCUAUUUCUCAUAACGUUCCCGCAAUCGGGCCUGAUAAGUGUAUAGCUGGGGAUCUUGGCAGAGAUACGCAGGAGUAAAUCCUAGGUCAAGAUAAACUGUCUGAAGGUUGUGUCCAGGCUGCUCAACCAUGUACUACCUUGUGGCCGAAAAUAAGGUUGAGUGGUGCUUCUCGGCAAUAUGACCGGACCGUCUCUUGGAAAGAGUGUGAAGCUGGUUUGAGCAUUUGUGAGGGAAAUCCUCUUUGGAUGCCACUCCCAGAUAGCUCGCACGCACGCACGCACCCCUCUUGCCCUUCGGGGAUGAUAAAUAUGCUGUCUUCCAAGCCCGCUUUUAUGGCGUCUGGAUGGACCGUUGCCGAAUGCUGACUUCUCAUUGUGCCCCUGGAAAAACAGACACAGCCAGUGCUUGUUAUUCUCCGACCACCAGUCGCCUUGACGACCACCACCUUAUGCUAACUCAACACGACUGCAAUUUGCAAUGGAGGUGGCUUGCUGAAGUGGCAAGGCCAUGAGCGUGAUCCUGGUCCCCUUCCAUUUCUGUACACCUGGUACGUGCUUGUGGGUGUGCUUGCCAGAAAUACUGCUUUCCACCUCCCUGCUGAGGCCUUCCAGGUGGUCUCUUUUCAUCCAAGCCGUGUCGCUACCUGGGAUGAAUGCUCUGGGGGUCCAUCCUUCUGAUUUCAACGGGGAGUUUGGCAAGACGAAGACCAGCCAACCCUGCCUUAAAACGGGCGCAGUGUUUUGGUAGUGCUGCAGCUUCACAACAAGGUGCUACAACCAUCGUUUCCGACUUGCUCUCUGAUCUGACUGAGAUGGGUUUUGAUGAAUAUUUUCUUAUGUCCACAGGUUUACUGCUGUGUCUGCCCUCUCUCCAUUUUCUGUGUGUUCUGUUUUACGUUCAGUAGCAGUGCUUGCCAAUUGAGGCCAUGGCCGUAGGAAAUCAUCCCUUGAUGUAGCUCUUAUCUGUGACAGGCGUCUUUUCUGCAGCCUGCAGAGAUUCAGUCCACUCUGAGACUUACUGCUGGAAAAGCAGACCAUCUCUCUUCCUGGCGUAUUCAAGGCACAAGGUCUACUUGAGCAUAAAAGCUAGGUGGGCAGAUGCAGAUAAUCGUACAACUUCCAAGUCUCGACUUGGUCUUUUUCCACUCCAAUGUGGACUUAUGCUUUUUUGCCCUCCUUUUGGAUUUGAUUGAAGUGGAAAUAAUGUGCCUUUCCUGCUCAGGACCUGUUUUUAAAAAUGACCUUUCUGUUGUUUGUGUCUUUAACAUUAUGCUUCCCUGUUCUGUCUUAUGAUUAAUUCAUCCCGACCCUAUUGCAUGGAAUACAAUAAAAGUUGUGGCUAAACCAA